This is a messenger RNA of Medioppia subpectinata, 1071 nucleotides long. Lineage: Eukaryota; Metazoa; Arthropoda; Arachnida; Sarcoptiformes; Oppiidae. The record is from the annotation of a GenBank genome assembly.
ACACAUGACACAAAUAGCACUAAUCAUAUGGAUUUGGUUUUGGGUUUGCUUUUGAAUUUGAAAACUCGUGAACCGCUCUUCACUCAAGACAUGCAGUCAUCCCAAGACACCGAUCAUCACAUCCAACACAUCCACACCACUCAUGAUAGCAAUAACAAGGAUGACGAGCACACCGACAAUGACAACGUUGACACCAUUCCCACAACUGAUCCCGUGUUCAGCAAAAUAUCCAAAAUCAAUGGCUUUAUAAACGACAUGAAUGCGGAUCAGUUGAGACAACGUCUUCAGCUCUUGGAUCUAGAAGUGAGUGGUUCAAUGGAAUCGUGUCGAAGACGACUGAAGAGUCACUACAAGAGCGAAGCCAUGACUAAAGUGUUAAAGAAGACAAAAACCUAUUAUUACGAUAUCGUAUGUGUUGUGGACUUCGAGGCCACGUGUGAUAAACAACCAAACGAUCAAUUGAUUCAAGAGAUCAUUGAAUUUCCAGCCGUUUUGGUUGACAUCAAACGCAAACAAAUAGUUUCGACAUUUCAUGAGUUCGUGAGACCGAAAUCGACUGAAAAAUUAUCGCAAUUUUGUACGGAUUUGACUGGAAUUUGUCAAUCAGUUGUCGAUAAGUCGGACCCUUUUUCGCAAGUUUUGGACAAAUUUGAAAAAUGGUUGCACUCUUUCGUCGCCGAGAAUGACAUUAAAUCCUAUGCAUUGGCGACCGACGGGGCGUGGGAUAUGAGCCACUUCUUUGCCCAAUCCUUAUCGUUGGAUCAAAUGCUGACACAUCUUGGGAUGGAAUUUAAUGGGAGGCAGCAUUCGGGUCGUGACGACGCCCUCAAUAUAGCGAAUCUCUUGAUACGUAUGACCAUCGAUGGCGCCAACCCUACUAUCAAUCAGAGGAUCAGUUGGCAUAAUUCUAAACGCAAACGUUGGGAAAAAAUGAGAUGUGGUUUUGUUCGUGUCUUCGAUAAUAAGCCUUCCGAUGGCCACAAUGUUUCCGAUUCUGAAGAAUCUAACUCUGAAUCUAACUCUGAAGUUAUUGAUGAAAAGUUAGCCGAAGAACAAGUCGUUAAGAAUUAG